UAGAAAUAGAUAUAAAAGAAAGUACUAAAAAUAUGACAAAAAAAAGUAAGGUAAUUUUUGACUUGGAAUCGGAACUAAACAAAUUACAUUGUGACAUUCAACGAAAAUCAAGGCAAUGUGAUAUAGAAACUAAAAAUUUAGAAACUAUAAGAAAAAAACAAGAUGAGGGAAAUUUAAAGACACCUCAAGUCCAAAUAGUACAAGUUAAGAAAGAAUUGGAAGAUAUAAAUAAUAAAAUAGAUUUUCUUAAAAAAUCCUGGAUUGAAAAACAAAAUAAUAAUAUAAAAAAAACUGAACAAAGAAAUGUUUUGAUUAAUAAGAUUAAUAAAUUGAAAAAAUAUAAUAGUGUGGCAGAUGCAAAAAAUGUUGAAUUGAAACAAGACAUACAAAGUUUAAGUAAAAAAAUUGAUCAUUAUAAAAUAAAUUUUACACAUAUGAGAAAUGAUAUAUUAAAAUAUAGUCAAAACAUAAGCAACACAAAAGGAAAGACCAAUUUUCUAUCAACUGAAAGUGAAUGGUUACAAAAUAAAUAUGAUGCAGAAUUAAAGGAAAGUGAAGAACAAUGUAUAGAAUAUGCUGAUCAAUUAAAAGCCAUAAAAACUGAAUUAGACGAAAUACAAAAUAAAUACAUAGAAAAGCAACGAGAGAUCAUAACUUGGGAUAAUAAAAUCAAGCAAAUUAUUGAAAUUAAAAAGGAGAUUGUUAAUAAAAAAGGGGAUACAAGACAUAUUGAUGCUAUGAAAAUAAAAAUUCAUAGAAUGCAGAUAAGGGAAAAUCAAUUAAAAAAAACUUUAGAAAAAUUCUAUAUUGAUUUGGAAGGUUGUAUAUCUAAAAGUGUAACUAUUUACAAUAAAGUAGCUUCCAAGAAAAGUAAAAUAAAAGAAAAAAGUGAACCUAAACAAAGAAUAAAUAAAAAAAUGGAUGAUUUACGGUUAAAUAUAUAUAAAAGUAAAAUCGAGUGUAAACAUUUGGAAAUAAAUUUAAAUAUUAUACACAAAGAAAAAGACAACAUAGAAAGUCACUAUUUUACAUCAUGUAAAGAAUUAAGCCAGAUAAAGAAAAAUUUUGGAGACAUAAAGCAAGAAAUUGAAAAUGCUAAUAGAAUUAAAAUUAGAGUACAUACAUUAUAUUUUGAAAAAAAACGCCCGAACAACACGGGCCGAUGAUAAGGCGUCCUAACAGCUGAUAGCGCACAAGUACUACUAGCUGACCACACCCAACCAGUGCAGCUCUCACACUUGGCGUGAACAACAUUAGAUCUCCAGUGGCUGACUUUCCCUUAUUAUCUACUUAUUUUCUAAAAUAAAUGUUGGUCUUUGUCGUAGUACACGCAUGUGUAUCGCCUUGUGUUUUUGUGCAUUCGUUAUACAAUCAGAGAAAUACGACCGCUGCCGAAUGCACUUUAAAAUCGCGCGAUUUUUGAAUUGAUAAUUCAAAUAUGAUAUUAAAGAUAGACAUAAUUUUUAAUUAAUAAUUAUAUUAAUUACUUUAAGACGAUGCAUUGUUAUAUCAUUUUAUAAAAAGUUUUAUCAUGGAUAUUUAUUUUGAUUCUAUGUAUUUUCUUUUUUUUUUUUAUAACUUAUACUUUAGUGAAAAAUUACGAUUGCGUACCUUGUCAAUUAAACAUGAGCUAUAUUAAUGUACAGAUUUGUUUUUCAUGUUCUAAUAUUGAUUAACACCACUUUAACUUGCUAAUAAUAGUUCUUAUUAUUUUCAUGAAAUUGUUGUAUUUUAUUUAUUUGUUCUGUAUGUCUUAUAAUAGAGAUUUGUAACUUUUAGCUUCGAUGCGAAGCUGAGAAGGUAUUGGUUUUACUAUGAUGUGUUUUUUUUUUUUUUUUUUUUUUCUGUUACCACUUUUUCUCAGCUCUCACUGAACGGAUUUCUUUCAACGAUACGUCAAAAGAUCACAAAUUGUAUCUAGUCGAAGACAUUACCCUUCAAAAUUGAAAAAAUUUCCCUCGUUCCCCGUAAAUGGGGGAAACCUCCAAAAAAAUUACAAAUUUAAAAAUCGCUAAUUUUCGAAAUUUUUUCAAUUUUUUUUACUAAAAACUGCCGUAACUUUUUCAAAAAUGAACAUAUCAAUAUAAUUUUUUUUUAUAUAGAUGCUUGAUGUCUUUACCUAUCAUUUGGUAUAUUUUUUUUGUAAAUCUGACACUUAACCUGCCCACAGGGGGGGAUUUAAAAUGACAACUUUUUCACAACAAAUUUACUUUUUCAACAUAACUUUUGAAAAUGUUCCGGAAGGUCUGACACUUUUAUAUAUAUCUUAAAUUAAAGCUAAUGUAAUGUUCUUUAAU
Daktulosphaira vitifoliae (grape phylloxera) is the source of this 2297-nucleotide messenger RNA. RefSeq lists its product as uncharacterized. Bases 33 to 1166 code for a protein of 377 amino acids. The transcript is spliced from 7 exons. NCBI's taxonomy places the organism in Eukaryota, Metazoa, Arthropoda, Insecta, Hemiptera, Phylloxeridae. Gene Ontology annotation, cellular component: cytoplasm. Gene Ontology annotation, biological process: axoneme assembly. The record is from RefSeq and is a predicted model, not a curated record.